Molecule: messenger RNA, 691 nt
Organism: Diospyros lotus (date-plum)
Lineage: Eukaryota; Viridiplantae; Streptophyta; Magnoliopsida; Ericales; Ebenaceae
Product: oleosin Cor a 15-like
Exons: 1
Coding region: 37-486 (149 amino acids)
Biological process (GO): seed oilbody biogenesis; response to freezing; lipid storage
Cellular component (GO): monolayer-surrounded lipid storage body; membrane
Source: RefSeq, a predicted model, not a curated record
CCCCCCCCCCCAAUUCCUCCAUUUCCGCCGCAGUCCAUGGCUGAGUACCAACGCCCGCAGGACCAGCCCCACCACCAGUUCCGCCUCAGAGGCGCCUUCAAAGGCGAGCAGGGUCCGUCCAAGUCCCAAGUCGUGGCCGUCGCCACCCUCCUCCCCGUCGGAGGCCUGCUCCUCCUCCUCGCCGGGAUCACGCUCACCGGCACCCUCAUAGGCCUCGCAGUCACCACGCCGCUCUUCGUCAUCUGCAGCCCGGUUCUCGUCCCCGCAGCCCUCACCAUCUCGCUGGCAGUCGCCGGAUUCUUGACUUCCGGCGCGUUCGGGAUCACGGCGUUGUCGUCGUUCUCCUGGAUCCUCAACAACCUCCGGCGAACUAGCGUGCCGGAGCAUCUGGAGCAGGCGAAGCGGCGGGCCCAGGAGGGCGCGGGCCAUGUUGGCCAGAAGGCUAGGGAGAUGGGCCAGAAGACCCAGGAAACCACUAGGACGUAAGUAAGCCCAUGGCUUGGCCCUCAUGGGCCGGGCCCAUUAGAGUUGUGUUUAUCUUAUGCGGGUACGGGGUGUGCUUGAGUUUCCGUCACGUUCGAUUUGAUGUGUACACGUGGCGGUGUAAUAAGGUAGGUAGGUGGUGUGCGAUGUAGGGGUAAUUAUGUAAUUUCCAUUUUGGUGUUCUUUAUAAUUAAAUGCUGAAGCUUUG